Molecule: messenger RNA, 2098 nt
Organism: Linum trigynum
Lineage: Eukaryota; Viridiplantae; Streptophyta; Magnoliopsida; Malpighiales; Linaceae
Source: the annotation of a GenBank genome assembly
CGAGUGCCGGUCAAUCGGAGUGGAUUGCAACGAUUGAUCCAUAAAUAUUUUUGGGUUUCUCCGUUGUUCAAGAAAGUGAUCGAGUGCCGGUCAAUCGGAGUGGAUUGCAACGACGGUCGGAGUUUCUCCGGCCGGUUUUUCUCUCAGUAGGUGAGCUGUAUUAACCUAACACAAGCAGAGCAUUCAUCUGAUGGGUAUCCAAUUCCUGCCAAAUCACUGCAUUCAGCUGCUCUGUUGCCGAAUGUUAAUUGGACCCUGAGCAUUUGAGUUAUAUGUUAAUUAAAUUAUUCGUAUUAGAAUUUCAAUAUUGUUAAGUGUGAAUAGUUGAGAUAUAAUGCGUUUCUUGCCACGUUAUCGUUCUAUCAUUUCGGUAUCGAUUUAGUAUAUUCUCCACUAGCAAUCAUUUCCUUUUAUGAAUCUAAAUUGGUACCAUUCUCUCUCUGUAGCUUGGCUAUUGGGAGAUGAUGCGGCCUUUCAAGCAAGCAAUCCAACAUACACAAUGAUGUCUCGAGGUAAAUUGUCUUUCAUAGAUGAUCUUUUUGCACGUCUUGCUAUUUCCAACUCCCAUAAAAAGUAGAAUAGUGAACAUAAUUUGUUAAUUUUACGAGCAACAUCUAGCUUCGUUUUGAUACUAAUAUGCAAACUUAGAUAUCUCUGGUAUGGAUUAGCAAAAAGCACUAUCGUGAUCAAACCAUAAUUUAUCGUUUCAUACUACUGAAAACCACCUAUCGAUUCAACCUAGACCUAGAAUUUUUUUCGAUCAGAUCGUUAGCAGGGUUGCACAAAAGCGGUAUUCAACCUAACAAGAAUGACAUAAGCUCGAGAAAGCCACCCACUUUCUUCCUUCUCUAAACGCCACCACCUUCUAAAUUGCCUCCUUUCGUCCUCCGGGUCCUACUAUAACUAUGAUCCACGCCCCUUCCCUCCUCCGUUGUCCCUUCUUCUUCUUCUUCUUCUUCUUCUUCUUCUCCUCCUCCUCUCCGCCGCCGCCGCCCGCCGCCUCCUGCAUCCUUCCUCCUCCUCCGCUUCUCCGCCUUCACGUCAUUUCCAGCCUCGCCAGAACUCCAAUCUCUCUACGCUGCUCCGCCGCCGACUCACGGUCACCGUCGAAUCGAGAAAUGGCCGCACAGCAGGAUCCUCGCCUCGCCGGAAUCGCUGCCUCGAUUCGAGUCAUCCCUGACUUCCCCAAAGCAGGUAUUAUGUUUCAGGAUAUAACGACGCUGCUUCUUGACGUGAAGGCGUUCAGGGACACUAUCGAUUUGUUCGUCGACCGGUACAAGGACAAAGGCAUCUCCGUCGUCGCUGGUAUUGAAGCAAGGGGUUUCAUAUUUGGCCCUCCCAUUGCAUUGGCUAUUGGCGCGAAGUUUGUCCCGUUGAGGAAGCCCAAGAAGUUGCCUGGGGAGGUUAUAUCGGAAGAGUACUCCCUGGAAUACGGAACAGACAAGAUAGAAAUGCAUGUAGGUGCUGUAGAAGCUGGUGAACGUGCACUGAUAGUUGAUGAUCUCAUUGCAACUGGUGGCACGUUGAAUGCUGCAAUCAGGCUUCUAGAGCGUGUUGGGGUUGAAGUUUAUGAGUGCGCUUGUCUCAUGGAGCUGCCUGAGCUGAAGGGUCGUGAACGUCUGGGAGACAAGCCUUUGUUUGUCCUUGUGCAAUCUUCUGUUGAUGCGCAUGAUCAUCAUUAGAGAUCUCUCAAGGAUGGGGAAGAGGCGGCGAAGGUUAAGAAUAAACGAUUUGGCUGUGAGUUUGAUGAUUUUUCGUUAAACAAGGUUGACUGGUGAAGGUUUCUAUCGGGAGGUGAGAAGCAGAUUUGAGGUUAACAUAGCUGAUUGAGCAGAAUGAAGGGAUAAAUUGAUUAGAAGAGGCAGCCGGUUUGAAACUGUCUUCCUGUAUCUUAUUAUCAUACCGUUUGUUUCAAGAAAGUAGGAUGCAACAGGCUGCUUGUAUCAAAACAAUAUUAGAUGCUUGGCUCAUCUCUUAGACACUGCAAUCUUUUGCUCCCUUUCUCUCUCAGCAUUGAACCUAAACCUAAACCACACAAAGGAGGAGCCCACAAAUGAGCAUAUGAAUUUGGGAGUUAAAAGAAAGACAGAACCUUCAA